UCUUCACCUACCCGCUCUCUGAAUUUUAACUAGAAUCUUCCAUUUCUCAGUCUCGCUCUCAGAUUCUCAGCUCUAUUACUUCAAUCAGGGGUGUUCUGAGGUAAAAUUUAUUCAAUACCAAACUAGAAGAAAUCUGUCAGGUGUUUCAUCCAUUUUCAUUACUGUUUAUCAAUCCAUUGUUCGGAUUUUUUUAAUUAAAACAUCACACAAGUAGAUAAUCAUGGUGAAGGCUGUCGUAGUUCUUAACAGCAGCGAGGGUGUUAGCGGCACGGUCAGCUUCACCCAGGAGGGAGAUGGCCCAACUACUGUCACCGGAAACCUUUCUGGCCUUAAGCCCGGACUUCAUGGCUUUCACGUGCAUGCCCUUGGUGACACCACCAAUGGUUGCAUGUCGACUGGUCCUCACUUCAAUCCUAAUGGCAAAGAGCAUGGUGCUCCCGAGGAUGAGGUUCGCCAUGCUGGUGAUCUUGGGAAUAUCACAGCUGGAGAAGAUGGCACUGCAUCUUUCACCAUUGUUGACAAGCAGAUCCCUCUGAGUGGACCACAUUCCAUCAUUGGAAGAGCAGUUGUUGUUCAUGGUGAUCCUGAUGAUCUUGGAAAGGGUGGACAUGAAUUGAGCAAGAGCACUGGCAAUGCUGGUGGUAGAAUUGCUUGUGGUAUUAUUGGCCUUCAGGGCUGAGCAAACUUGGUUGUGCACUCUACUUAAUCAUGGCUUGCACUGCGUUUCCUGCAUUUACUUGUUAGAAUUACCCUAUAUCAUUUCCAAUUUCCUAAUAAAAGUUCCUUGUUGAAUUGGACUACAUUUCCAUCGUUUGUGUUUUGUACUUAAAUUUAAGCAAGAAAUUAGAGUGGCGUAUAAAAAAGUUGUGUUCACUGCA
Messenger RNA from Salvia splendens (bonfire salvia), 878 nucleotides. RefSeq names its product superoxide dismutase [Cu-Zn]. Bases 221 to 679 code for a protein of 152 amino acids. Gene Ontology annotation, molecular function: copper ion binding. The record is from RefSeq and is a predicted model, not a curated record. The transcript has 8 exons. Gene Ontology annotation, biological process: superoxide metabolic process. NCBI's taxonomy places the organism in Eukaryota, Viridiplantae, Streptophyta, Magnoliopsida, Lamiales, Lamiaceae.